AUGAGCGCGAUCAGCGAGAUCGAGUUGCCGGAAAUGCCGACGCUCCUGACGCAGGAGGAGAUCGUGAGGAACGCGGUCUACGCCAAAGGCCGCGGCGAGCUCUGCCCCGCGGGCUGCGGCGUCGGCGCCAUCAACCUGCGCAAGCUGCGCGCCCACUGCGACAAGUGCUGCCCCGACCUCGUCUCGAGCGAGGACUGGGCGCCCAACAUCGACAACCCCGAGGCGAUGAAGCGCAUCCUCAACGCCGCCGCCGAGCGCGAGCGGGAGAACUGGGUGACCGUCCUCACGAUCACGUUCCGCGAGCGCGACCCCGCGACCGGCGUUCCGCUGCGGCGGUCCACCAAGGAGGUUGCGGCGCGCAUGGGGCUGCCCAAGGCCCGCGUCGAGCGCCUGCUGCGCACGGCGAUCCGCGCGUGGCCGAUGAAGGUCGACCACGACCCCGUCGAGGUGCUGUACGAGGACCCUGACGUCAUCGCCCUCAAUAAGCCCCCCGGGAUCUCCUCGCUGCCGCGGCACCGGCACGAGGGCGGCGCGCUGAUGAACCGCGUCAUGGGGUACCUCGGCGCCGAGCCGCUGCCCGUGCACCGCCUCGACAUGUUCACCUCCGGGGUCGUCGUCAUGGGCAAGACCCGCGCUGGCGCCGCCGGUCUGACGGAGCAGUUUGCCCACCGCAGCUCGCGCAAGGCCUAUUUGGCGAUCGUGCACGGCGUGCCGGCGUGGCGGGAGACGGAGCUGUCCGCGCCGGUCGGGCGCCACCCGGUCGAGAAGGUAGCGCGGACGACGACGGACGGGAGCGGCGCCGAGGACCGCCCCGCGCAGACGGCCUUCCGCGUGCUGUGCGCCAACGCGGACGCGGACCCGCUGGGCGCCGCGGGCGGCCGCCCCGCGCCGCACUUCACGGGCGACGCCGCGAUGCGCGGCGCCGCGCUCGUUGCGUGCUUCCCGCGCACGGGCCGCACGCACCAAAUCAGGGUCCACCUGCAACACCUGGGCCACGCGAUUGUCGGCGACGACCUCUACGGCGUGAUGGGGGACUUCAUGCCGCGCCAGGCGCUGCACGCGCACCGGCUCGGGCUGCUCCACCCCGUGACGCAGGCCCCGCUGGACCUGACCGCGAGUCCCCCGGCGGACAUGGUGCGCGCCAUGGGGGUGUUCGGGCUCGACGCGGGGGCCAUCGAGACGGCGCCGCUGCGCGGCGCUGCGGAGUGA
Messenger RNA from Pedinophyceae sp. YPF-701, 1209 nucleotides. NCBI's taxonomy places the organism in Eukaryota, Viridiplantae, Chlorophyta, Pedinophyceae. The record is from the annotation of a GenBank genome assembly.